AGUACUCAGUUAUUCUUAACUGCUUUGCGAAAAUUAUCUAUUUGUCUAGCUAGCUAGCUAGAUAAAGAAGCAUAUUAGAUUUGUGACUUGUGUUUGUAUAGCGAUACAUUUUAAUGUAGAUUUAAUUAACUACCAUAUACGACUUAAUUAGUGCUCGUUAUAUUCAAAUAAUCCGUGUCCACAGGGCUGCUUUCCCGAAGUGUAGCUUGCUGGCUAGGUAGCUAUUUUAUGUUGUUUAUAGUGCGAGAACGAGGGAGCAACUGAGACAUGGAAUGAAACGGUCGCAGAGUUAGCUACAGUAGCUAGCCAAUUUACUUGGUUUCUAAGUUUGGUAGCAGCAGACAUCUGCCAGGCUUUAAGAAAUUAGCAGAUUGGAUUGUUGAGGCCAGGGAUUAGAAUUUGAGACAAAUUCGACUGGAAUCAGAGUCACGUAUCGUCGCCAUGGCUUGGGCUCUGAAGUUGCCGCUCACUGAUGAGGUGAUUGAGUCAGGUCUGGUCCAGGACUUUGAUGCCAGUCUCUCUGGCAUUGGACAGGAGCUUGGAGCUGGGGCAUACAGUAUGAGCGAUGUGCUGGCCCUACCCAUCUUUAAGCAGGAGGAGUCCAACCUGCCGCCUGACAGUGAGAACAAGAUUCUUCCUUUCCAGUAUGUUCUGUGUGCAGCAACCUCACCUGCCAUCAAACUGCACGAUGAAACACUUACCUACCUCAACCAAGGACAGUCUUAUGAAAUUCGAAUGCUUGACAAUCGGAAAUUGGGGGAACUCCCAGAAAUCACUGGCAAAAUGGUGAAGAGCAUCAUCCGAGUGGUCUUCCAUGACCGGCGUCUUCAGUACACAGAGCACCAGCAACUGGAGGGCUGGCGCUGGAACAGGCCUGGAGACCGCAUCCUCGACCUGGAUAUCCCCAUGUCAGUUGGCAUGGUCGACCCCAGGGCUAACCCUACUCAGCUUAACACGGUGGAGUUCCUGUGGGACCCAUCAAAAAGAACCUCUGUUUUUAUCCAGGUUCACUGCAUCAGCACAGAGUUCACCAUGCGGAAGCAUGGGGGAGAAAAGGGCGUGCCUUUUCGCAUUCAGAUUGACACUUUCAAAGAGAAUGAUGGUGAAGAGUAUACAGAGCAUCAGCAUUCUGCCAGCUGUCAGGUCAAAGUCUUCAAGCCUAAAGGUGCAGACAGGAAGCAGAAGACGGACAGAGAGAAGAUGGAGAAGAGGGCGCCUCAGGAGAAGGAGAAAUACCAGCCAUCCUAUGAAACCACCAUCCUAACAGAGUGCUCUCCCUGGCCAGAGGUCACCUAUGUCAAUAACUCCCCAUCGCCUGGCUUCAACAGCACACACAACAGUUUUCCAGUGGCAGAGGGAAAUGGAUCCCCCGGUCACCAGCCAGAGCCAGUUGUUCAGGUGGCAGAUAUUGAAAGCUGUCUGACUGAUACGAUUUUGUCGUCCCAUCUGCUUACAAGAGACAGUGAAAGUGUCCAUCAGAACCUGUUACCUGCGGCAACACCACAGGAUGCUCAGCAGUGGCUACAUAGAAACCGCUUUUCACCGUUCUGUCGGCUCUUCACUAAUUUCUCAGGGGCAGAUCUGUUGAAGCUGACCAGGGAAGAUGUCAUUCAGAUCUGUGGGCCAGCAGAUGGUAUUAGGCUCUUCAACGCACUGAAAGGCCGAGUGGUACGUCCCAGGCUGACGGUGUAUGUGUGCCAGGAGUCCCAGCAGGCUCGGGAACAGCAGCAGAAACAUGAGAACGGAGACACAGCUAGCAGCACUUUCUUCGUGUACCAUGCCAUCUACCUGGAGGACUUGACAGCAGUUGAGCUGACAGAGAAGAUCGCUCAGCUAUUCAACAUCUCACCCAGACAGAUCAGUCAGAUCUUUAAACAGGGACCCACUGGUAUACAUGUCCUGGUCAGUGACGAGAUGAUUCAAAACUUCCAGGAUGAAGUAUGUUUUGUUUUGGACACAAUGAAAGCCGAGACGAAUGACGGCUACCACAUCAUCCUGAAAUGAAGACUGUCUGGGGGAUUGCCUAACCCCUGCUCUGUCCUUUAGACUCAACCCUGCAAGCCCCUCUACAGGCUCUGCCCCUGAUAUUCCUGGACUGUGCUGAAGAUUACCUGUUCCAUUCUCUGAGGCCCUUGCUAUGGGGAAUGUUGACUUAAGCAUCUUGCCCAUCCUUGAUACCUUAUUGUCUUAUUUUAAAGGGGUGACUGACUCUAUUUGAGCUGCCAUAUUGAAGCAACACGCUUCAGUUUCCUCCCUUGCUAGAAACCCUUUUAAAACGGUUGCAUUUUCCUCCUUCACUGCUCAUGUGUUUGAAAAAGAGAAUG
Molecule: messenger RNA, 2324 nt
Organism: Oncorhynchus kisutch (coho salmon)
Lineage: Eukaryota; Metazoa; Chordata; Actinopteri; Salmoniformes; Salmonidae
Product: transcription factor CP2
Exons: 18
Coding region: 442-2004 (520 amino acids)
Biological process (GO): regulation of transcription by RNA polymerase II
Cellular component (GO): nucleus
Molecular function (GO): RNA polymerase II cis-regulatory region sequence-specific DNA binding; DNA-binding transcription activator activity, RNA polymerase II-specific
Source: RefSeq, a predicted model, not a curated record